This is a messenger RNA of Anoplophora glabripennis (Asian longhorned beetle), 1331 nucleotides long. RefSeq names its product exosome complex component rrp45 (gene Rrp45). NCBI's taxonomy places the organism in Eukaryota, Metazoa, Arthropoda, Insecta, Coleoptera, Cerambycidae. Gene Ontology annotation, biological process: TRAMP-dependent tRNA surveillance pathway; U4 snRNA 3'-end processing; nuclear mRNA surveillance. The record is from RefSeq and is a predicted model, not a curated record. Gene Ontology annotation, cellular component: cytoplasmic exosome (RNase complex); nuclear exosome (RNase complex). Bases 89 to 1312 code for a protein of 407 amino acids. The transcript has 8 exons.
AACCUAAUCUAAUAACCUCUAAAGAGCAAACUGAAUAACUUUAAAAUUGGUUUACAGCUUGUUGGAAAUAGAUGUAAAUUCAAGUAAAAUGUCAAAUAUAAGAAAAACAAUAAUUUCAAAUUGUGAAAAAAGUUUUUUAAAUAAAAAUCUUUGUGAAUCUCUCAGAUUGGAUGGGAGGUCCUUUGAUGAAUUUAGAGAAACUGAAAUCGAAUUUGGUAAAGAUUGGGGUUGUUGUUAUGUAUCGUUAGGGAAAACAAGGGUAUUGGCUCAAGUUUCAUGUGAAAUACAUGAACCAAAAACAUCUAGACCAAGUGAAGGAAUUUUAAAUAUAAAUAUUGAAUUAAAUCCCAUUGCUGCACCCCAUUUUGAAGCUGGUAGACAAUGUGACUUAUCUAUUCAGUUAAAUAGGCUUUUAGAAAAAUGUUUGAAAGAUUCUAAAGCUGUAGAUCUUGAAUCACUGUGUAUAAAAAUGAAUGAAAAGGUCUGGAUGUUAAAAGUAGAUAUUAAUGUACUUAACCACGAGGGAAAUAUUUUAGAUUGUGCAUCUAUUGCUGCACUUUCUGCAUUAACACAUUUUAGAAGACCUGAUGUAACUUGUGACGGAGAGGAGUUUAUUAUACAUAACUAUAAACAGAGAGAUCCUAUUCCAAUAGUUAUUCAUCAUUAUCCUAUUUGUGUUACAUAUUCAAUAUUUAAUGGAGGAACCAUUAUAGUAGCAGAUCCAAAUCUUUUAGAAGAAGGUGCCGCUGAUGGUUUUUUGUCUGUUGGUUUAAAUACUUACAAAGAAUUAUGUGGCCUUCAUCUGGGAGGAAAAGUGGAUUUAAGUAUAGAUGUCAUUUUAGAUGCGACAAAUAAAGCUGCUGCCAGAGCAGAUUUUCUUGUUCACUUAAUUAAAGAUGCUGUAGAAAAGGAUAACAUCUUAAGGCAAGAGAAAUGUGAAUCAGGUUUUUACAAAUCAGUAAAAAAUGUCAAAGAGCAAUGUGUAGACGUUGAAAGCAUUUACAUGGAGCCAAGGAAAUUCAAAGAUAAAUUACUGAAGAAAAAGAAAACUAAAAAUGUUAAAGAAACCGCUCUUGAAUGUCACGAUGAAAUUAAGUCAGUGGGAAAGAGAUCAGCAGUAUUAAUACCAAAUGUCAUUGAGGAUAAUUUUGAAACGUGGCAAGAAAGUGAUAGUGAAGAUGAUAUUGAAAUAGUGGAAACAAUAAAACCUGUUGUUGACAUCACCAUCGACAACUCUGAAAGCGAAGAAGAUGUAGUACUGGUUCUAAAUGCGGACAAUAAAACUUGUAACAAGAAAAAACUUAGAAGUUAAUAAUUUUUAAUGUAUUUUA